Messenger RNA from Rhizophagus irregularis DAOM 181602=DAOM 197198, 1380 nucleotides. RefSeq lists its product as uncharacterized. The record is from RefSeq and is a predicted model, not a curated record. Lineage: Eukaryota; Fungi; Glomeromycota; Glomeromycetes; Glomerales; Glomeraceae.
AUGUCAAAAUUAAAUAGUGAUGUUCUUUAUUAUAUUUUUCAAGAUUUACAUUACUUAAUUACUGCUAAUUCAAAUAAUGAAAGAAAUUUUAAAAAAUCUCUACAUCAUUGUUUAUUUAUUAACAAACAUUGGUGUGAAAUCAUGAUUCAAAUUUUAUGGAGUUAUCCUUAUAAAUAUGUUUAUAACAAAAAAUCAUUAUCAGAUAUUAUUAUUUCACAUUUAUCAGAUAAUUCAAUUAAAUUUUUGAAAGAUGAAAAUAUCAUUGAAGCAAAUUUUCAAAAGCAAAAACUUUCAUUUAACUAUGUUAGAUUUUGCAAAUAUCUUAAUAAUAUAGAUGACGUUAUUCUAGAUAGAUAUUUAUUAAAGAAAGAAAUUUAUAAGCUUUUUAUUAGUGAAUGUUCAUCAAUUAAAUGUUUGAGUUCAGAUAUGAUGUCAGUUUCAAUAUGCAAAUAUCCAGGAUCAAAUAUUUCUCUUUCAAAUCUAUAUGAGUUAGAUAUAAGAAAAUAUUCAUGUACGUUUUAUCAUGAAUUGGCACAAAUAUGCAGGUCAAUAGAAAAAAUUCGCAUAACUAUUUAUGAAGAAACUUCUGGAAUUGCUGAAUUAAUUGAAAUGCAAAAACAGAUUAAAUACAUAUUUAUAGAUGAAUACUGCGAAUGUAAGAAGAUAAAUCAAGCUUUAGAAAAACAUGUAAAUUCAAUUGUUCAUUUGCAUUUAAAAACAAAUGAAUUCUUUCAACAUGAUUUUCUCCUUCCAAAAUUAAUUAAUUUACAAUGUUUAAGAAUAAAUGAUACAAAACAUCAAACAGGAGAUCAUAGAAUAUAUUUAAAUUAUUAUAACCUUCAAAUACUUGAUUUACUACACAUAUCACUUGAUAUAGCAUUAGAUAUUAUUCAAAAUACAAAUGGAAGUCUAUGGAAAAUUAAAAUCAGACUUGCUAAUUGUGAUCGAGCAAAAGAAUAUAAUCAGUCAAUCUACAAAUAUUGUCCAAAUAUAAAAUAUGUUACAGUAUUUUUAAACCGUAAGGGAACCCUAGAAGAACUGGAGAAAAUUUUCAUCAAUUGCCAACACUUGGUAGCAAUAGAUAUAGAUGAGAAAAUCAAAGAUGAAUAUUAUGAUAAAUUUCUGGAUUUAUUGAUUAAAUCGGCUCCAUUCACUUUAUACAAAAUUCAUAUUGAUGAUAUUAAUUUAUUUAGUACAGAAUCUUUAAAAUUAUUUUUUACUAAUUGGAGUAAAUGUAAAACAAAUUUACAUUAUUAUGAUCGUUUUAAUAGCUGGCAUAAAUUUAUUGAAAUAUGUGAAGGGACAGAUGCUAUUAUUAAACUUGAUUAUUAUGAUGAUGAUUUUCGGAAUCAUGAAAUUAAAUGGUUACUUGAAUUCUAA